Contarinia nasturtii (swede midge) is the source of this 860-nucleotide messenger RNA. RefSeq lists its product as uncharacterized. The record is from RefSeq and is a predicted model, not a curated record. The transcript is spliced from 8 exons. NCBI's taxonomy places the organism in Eukaryota, Metazoa, Arthropoda, Insecta, Diptera, Cecidomyiidae. The coding region runs from base 91 to 738 and encodes 215 amino acids.
AAAUACACCACCUGAGGCGAUAUAAGACACCUUCUCGUUAUGAAUAUUAUCAGUAAUAUUCCGAUCUGUUGUUGGUACAACAAGUGAAAAAUGAAUUGUGUCGCGAUAAGUUUUGUGCUGGCUGUAGCCAUUGUAGCCGUUUAUGUCAGUGCCGCUCCAAAACUCUCAACUCGCCCCCCACCUCCUGAAGUUAAACUGAGCUAUGACGAUAUAAUGAAAGCAAAAUUCACUAAUAAAGAAUAUUUUGAUCAAUUUCAUAACAAGUUGAAGACUUUUGCUUCAGAUAGAAAAACCAAGGAUGCCUUUGCUAAAACCAUAUUCAAUCGUCCGUCUCUGAAAGCUCUUGGAUCUGCGAGCAAUGAAUUCAAAAGCCUAUGUGGUGCUAUAUAUAAAAAAAAAAAAGAACAGCAACCUCAAAAACAACCAGAUCAAGUACUAGCAUACGAAACUUUAGUAGAGGCUACGAAAGAAAUCUAUGCCACAUAUAGGAAGAGACUAAUAGGAGAGGAUAACAAUCUCGCAAAAUCGAUGUUAAGGGAUUUAUUCAAAACAGACCCCAUUAAAUGCGUUUGCCUUCUUGCUACAAAACGCGAUGGAGUGGAAGAUGCUAUUGAAGAAAUUAUGGGACCAUUCGAAGUGAGCCGUGAAGAAGCAGCACUACGUCAUUUUAUCAUAGAACAAGAGGACGGUCAAACAUCUAAUGAUUGUUUUCAAUUCAUGCGAGCACUUAUAAAGUGAUGACUGUACUCUCUUGAUUGAAUACGCAAGUCGUAAACAAUUCUGAAAUAUCUGAUGCGAUAUCUAUGUAUAAAUUGUAUUCGCGUCAAAUAAAUAAAGUUGACUUAAAUAUCAUAAACAAA